AUGGUCCGCAUCCUCUCUCUCGCUACUCUGCUGAUGGCCAGCGCCAUCACUGCCCAGGCUGCCCAGUGGUGCCAGUGCCUCUUCCAAGAUGACUCGCACUGCUGCGUUUACAAUGAUCCCAAGAUUGGCAACCUCGACUGCCAGCGCUGGUGCACUAACGCCCACCGCGCCGAUGGUGCGACUAACCCGAACAACCCUCUUGAGGCCGGCACCGCCUGCAACGCUGGUGGAAAGUACAAAACUGUCAGUGGCAUCAACGCUCAGUUCCGCACCCCUUGCUACAAGCAGUAG
Messenger RNA from Alternaria atra, 291 nucleotides. RefSeq lists its product as uncharacterized. Lineage: Eukaryota; Fungi; Ascomycota; Dothideomycetes; Pleosporales; Pleosporaceae. The transcript is spliced from 2 exons. The record is from RefSeq and is a predicted model, not a curated record. Bases 1 to 291 code for a protein of 96 amino acids.